Molecule: messenger RNA, 1479 nt
Organism: Dromiciops gliroides (monito del monte)
Lineage: Eukaryota; Metazoa; Chordata; Mammalia; Microbiotheria; Microbiotheriidae
Product: alpha-(1,3)-fucosyltransferase 4-like
Exons: 1
Coding region: 1-1479 (492 amino acids)
Cellular component (GO): membrane
Molecular function (GO): alpha-(1->3)-fucosyltransferase activity
Source: RefSeq, a predicted model, not a curated record
AUGUGGAGAGCUCAAAGUCCCCCGGGGAAGGCGCGGGAAGAAGGCUGCAUUGGGAGAGAAGCUCACCUCUCCCAGCCUAGAGGCCCUGGAGGUGGAGAGCCGGGGGUGUGGUGCUUGGAAUCCUGGCCGUGUCCCCUCCCACCACAAGCCAGUCCACUGCUGGAGAGUGAGUUACCGCGCAGAGCCCGGCGGCGGGCUGAGCUUCUGCAGUAUGAGAGCCGCUACCCAUUCCAGCCGUCUUUGGACCUGGGGCGAGCAGCCGCUGCAGCAGCCCCAGCUCGGCCUGCUCCGCCCAUGUAUGUGCCGUGGGCGAGCCGGCAGCGGGGCCGGCGCGGAGGCCGGGGGCUGCCGGGGACAGCCUGGCUCCUGGUCACAGUUAGCCUGACAUCGCUAGCCAUCUACUUCUUCUUGGGCCAGUUGCCUCCAUCGCCCUGGGAAUACCUGCAACCCUUGGCCCCGCCGCCGCCUGUCACCGUCCUCCUGUGGUGGGAGCCCUUCGGGGGAAAUGGCAGACCCCACAGCCUAGUCCCAGACUGCCAGCGCCUAUUUAACGUGAGCGGCUGCCGCCUGCUCACAGAUAGGAGAGCCUAUUGGGAAGCCCAGGCUGUUCUCUUCCAUCACCGAGACCUUGUGCAGAACCAGGACUGGCCCCCGCCACAGAGUGAACUCGGAGAUGAGCUGGAGCUGGAUACAGCAACUGCUGGAGCAGUAGGUAGAGUUUCUGCCAGCGGCCAGCCGGCCAGGCCCCCUGGGCAGCGCUGGGUAUGGAUGAACUUCGAAUCCCCUACCAACACCCCGAACCUGGAGAGCCUCGACGGCAGCCUCUUCAACUGGACACUCUCCUACCGGGCCGACUCAGACAUCUUUGUGCCCUACGGGUAUCUGUACCCCAGGAGCAGCCCCGGGGACCAGCCUUCGGGGCUGAUCCCAUCGCUGGCCCGAAAGGAGGGGCUGGUGGCCUGGGUGGUCAGCCACUGGGUGGAGGGGCAGGCUCGGGUCCAAUACUACUACGAGCUGCGCCAGUAUGUGGAAGUGGACGUGUAUGGCAACGGUGGUCCUGGACAGCCACUGCCGGACGUGGGGCUUCUGCAGACAGUGAGCCGCUACAAAUUCUACCUGGCUUUCGAGAACUCUCAGCACCUGGACUACAUCACGGAGAAACUAUGGCGGAAUGCCUUCCUGGCAGGGGCAGUGCCGGUGGUGCUGGGGCCCAGCCGGGCCAACUACGAGCGCUUUGUGCCUCGAAAGGCCUUCAUCCACGUGGACGAUUUUCCCAAUGCAGCUGCCUUGGCCACCCACCUUCGCUUCCUGGAUCGAAACCGGAACGAAUACAAGCGUUAUUUUGAGUGGCGCCGGCGUUAUGCCGUGCACAUCAUGUCUUUCUGGGACGAGCCCUGGUGUCGGACCUGCCAGGCUUUGCAGAUUGCUGGAGACGAACCCAAGAAAAUGAACAACUUGGCUACGUGGUUUCGGAGAUGA